Molecule: messenger RNA, 831 nt
Organism: Bipolaris oryzae ATCC 44560
Lineage: Eukaryota; Fungi; Ascomycota; Dothideomycetes; Pleosporales; Pleosporaceae
Exons: 1
Coding region: 1-831 (276 amino acids)
Cellular component (GO): intracellular anatomical structure
Molecular function (GO): oxidoreductase activity, acting on NAD(P)H, oxygen as acceptor
Source: RefSeq, a predicted model, not a curated record
AUGUCCAUGUUAGUGGAAGAAUGUCAAACGCCACGCGCUGGCUUUCCCAAGCCGGUGCCUGAUACUCCUUACAAUGUGCUGGAACAAUUCAGCAUGAAGGGCAAGACCAUUGUCGUCAAUGGAGCAGCCGAGGGCAUUGGCGGUGCCGUCGCAGAUGCCAUGGCCGAAGCGGGAGGCAACGUAGCCCUGUGGUACAAUUCCAACAGCAAAGCCGUUGAGCGCGCGGAGAACCUAGCAAAAGAGCACGGAGUCAAGACAAAAGCGUACAGCGUCGACCAGACCGAUGCCGCCGCCGUAGAAAAAGCCGUCAAGCAAGUUGUCGAGGACUUUGGCCGCAUCGACUGCUUCGUCGCAAACGCAGGCACAGGAGAUAGCAAGCCGCUGCUCGACCAAACACUAGAGUCCUACCACAACCUCAUGCGUGUCAACGUCGACGGACCAGUCUACUGCGCCAAGUACGCAGGCGAGGUAUUCAAGAAGCAGGGAUUCGGCAACUUGAUCCUCACAUCGAGUAUUUCGGCCCACAUUGUCAAUGUACCCGUUGACCAGCCAAUUUACAACGGCACAAAAGCUUUCGUAUCGCAUCUGGGCAAGUCGCUGGCACGCGAGUGGAGGGAGUUUGCACGGGUAAAUAUUGUUAGCCCGGGAUUCUUCGACACAAAGAUGGGUGCGGGUCCGCUGGUUAUCAACGAAGGACUGCGCAUGAUUCCUCUUGGACGACAGGGCAAUGUCAAGGAGAUCAAGGGACUGUUUUUGUAUCUGGCGAGUGAUGCGUCGAGUUAUAUGACGGGAAGCGAUUGUAUUAUUGAUGGUGGAUACGUACUACCAUAA